Penicillium macrosclerotiorum is the source of this 5685-nucleotide messenger RNA. It is a transcript of the gene pkhB, whose product is annotated as putative sensor histidine kinase/response regulator. Lineage: Eukaryota; Fungi; Ascomycota; Eurotiomycetes; Eurotiales; Aspergillaceae. Gene Ontology annotation, biological process: phosphorelay signal transduction system; protein autophosphorylation. Gene Ontology annotation, molecular function: phosphorelay sensor kinase activity; histidine phosphotransfer kinase activity. The coding region runs from base 1 to 5685 and encodes 1894 amino acids. The transcript has 3 exons. The record is from RefSeq and is a predicted model, not a curated record.
AUGGGGGACGUGCAUAGCAGGAGGACUCCUCCAUUCCCAUCACCAACAGAGACAGUGUCGCCUGUCGCCGUGCCGCAGCCUCCCCACCUGCAGCCCCCACGGUCGUCGAGCUACCGAAUUCCUGACCAAGCCCGCCAUGCCGCCGGCUUGCCAGUGGAUGCCACCACGGAUGGAGGGGACGGGGCCGUGAAAUCAUCUUCCGGAAUGCCUCGCUUCUCGCGUGGCGACUCGACGGAACAGAUGAUUGGCCUGACUCCCGUGACGGAAGACCCUCGGUCCUUCAGCGAACGACAGGAAGAUCAGGGCCGGAGCUCGCAAACGUUGAAAGAGUUGCGGCGGCAGAUGGAAGAGCUCCUGGUGUAUCAGCAGAUGCAACAGCAUCAACAUCACCUCACAUCCCAGACUCAACCCGUGUCGACCCUUUCCAGCGAAACUCCCAAGAAACGUCGACUAUCUAUCACCUCAACCGAGGUUCCACCAACCGUCGUCCACACUUCUGACUCUAUAGGCUCUGGGGGAACGAUCAAAGGUACCACCGAUGAAGUACUCUCUCCCAACAAUGCGACAACCCAGACACCUUCCUAUCCAUUCCCGAAAGUACAGAAUUCGCCAUCCGGGAAGCCGGGAAUCGAACAAAUCGGGCGGCAGGGACAUUUUCGGCUGAAAUUACCCUCGGACAGGGCGAGAUCAAGCACACCAUCAUCACAGACGCUAGAUGAGUCCCACCCGUCCACAAAAGUGUCCGAUGCACAGCCUACAUUUCUGCCGCCUCAGCAUCAACAGAUCGACCCGGAAACCGAGUUCGGUUCCCCCAGUCUAUAUGAUCUAACUUUGAAGCUUAAUGCGGACCCGGGAUUGGAAGCUUGGUGGUCCAAUCUGAUUCAAAUCUUGCAAACACAUUAUGGGGCAGAGCGAGUAUCACUCGCAGUCCCCGGUGAUGCGACAGACCUCGAAAACGUGCCUUGGGGCCAAAAAGCCGUCUUCAACCAAUAUGUGAGACCGGCGAAUAACCACACGGCCUCCUUUACCGAAUUGCUCCCAACGGAGACUACUGGCGACUGCAACAAUCAAGAUGAAGCCGAUCAUAAGCAGGAGGGAAUAUUGUCGUCAUCAUCCAACUUCAAAGCCCCCGGCCCUCCCCUUUCGUCGACCCGACCAACCCUCUCAUCCCGGCACACAUUUUCAGGCUUUGGUUAUGGUAAGAAGCAAGCUGCAUCUUCUGAAUCAGAUCAACAGCAACCACAAUCAAAGGCCACCGGAAAACAGGAGAAGAAGCAUGCACGAGUCGCCAGAGCGUCCGAACAGGCCGAACCAGCAGAUUUUUCGAACAAACAUGCGACUGCUGUGAAGCAAGCAGUAUUUCCAAUAACAAGACCUCUGGAAGUCGAGUCGGACCCCUUAAUCAAGCGCACCGGAGUCGUGAAGCUAUUCGGACGUACCUCCCCGGUUGUUCUUACUCGCGAGUACUCGUCGAAUUCGAUGCAGAUCUCUCAGCAAGGACAAGAAAUGGCGCCGAGCCCCCUCGAAGUUGUCCAGAAAACACCAAAUACUGAACGUGCGGACAGGACCGACUAUGACUUGAAUACUGGGCUGAAUUUGCCUGGAAAUGAUAUUUCUUUAUUUGGUCUGAAGCAUUAUGAUGAGUACGAGCAAAUUCCGCAGUCACCAUGGUCUCAAUCCCCUGCACCCUCACCCGCCCCCCGAACGCAUGCAGACCAGAAUCCAUUCUUCUCCAACCAUACAGUGGAUGAAGGCGCUUUCUCGCAACACCCGCCCGCCCAUGACUAUUCAAAUACCCAUCCGUUGGAAGCCAUCGGGAUCGACCAUUCGAAGACAGUCAUCCACAUUCCUCUUUUACAUGGUGGUCGAGCUCCCCAAGGGGCUUCCUCGACAUUGAGGUUUCCAGUUGCCAUUGUUUCACUCCUUUCCACAAUUGUGCCAUACCCAUCUAAUCUCCGCCAAUCCUUGGCACAUUUUAUGCCACACCUAACUACGUCCUUUUGCCUCGCUCAACAAUAUAGUCAACUUGAAAGACAAUUGGUGUCGAAAGUGGAAACACCUCGAUAUGGCCAUUUAUUGGGACUGGGUGGAACCUUUUCUGACGCAAGCAGCGAGCUGGAACUUGUUGCAGGACUAAGUGGCCAUGUCAGUUAUUCCGCUGGCGACGAAACUUCUAUAUCUGCGCGAGCAAGUAUCGCCAGUCCGAGCGACCGCUCGUCUACGAAGCUCAGUCCUGCCAUCUCCAGCUUUGGAACGCCUGGAUAUGACCUUGGCCAAACAGGAUUUGUUUCGACAACCCAUUCUCCGGCUUUGAUAUCACGCUCGGGGGACGCUACCGACGGCUAUUUCAAUGUUCAACAGCCCAAAGGUCCUCGUGAUCCUAUCGCGCCGCAUCGACGUCGUCUUUCCAAAUCCAAGUCGAAUCUCGCCUCCUCAACACCGACAUCUCCAGGUAGAAUAGGAAAAGCGCCCAGUGCCGAUGAAAGUACUCCACAAGAUUCUACUCAGGCGAUUGCAUCCCCGUUACAAGAGACCAGACCUUCUAUUUUGUCCCCUACUCAGCAAUCCUCCCGCCAGGCCUCAACAAAUUCAUUCUUUGCCCAGCUUCAGCGGGAUCUUCCACGACCAUUCUCGGACACAAUCGCACAGCUGAUGCUGAACUCUAUCCCCCUCCAUCUUUUCCUGGCUAAGCCCCAAAGCGGAGAAGUUAUUUGGACUAAUUCCAAGUUUGAUGCGUACCGAAGGAGCAAGCCUCAAGAGCACAAGUUUCGUGACCCGUGGCAGAAUAUCCACAGUAGCGAACGGGAUCAUGUUUCUAACGAGUGGGCUAAUGCCCUUCGAACCGGUUCUCAAUUCACCGAGCGCGUUCGUGUUCGACGAUUCAACGAUGAGACAGCGUAUCGAUGGUUCAUUUUCAGAGCCAACCCCUUGCUUUCGUCCACUGGAGAAGUUCUUUAUUGGAUAGGUUCCUUCCUUGAUAUUCACGAACAGCAUAUUGCCGAAUUGAAAGCAAAUCAAGAGAGGGAGAAAUUUGCUACAGACGCCAAGUACCGGGCAUUCUCGAAUUCGAUCCCCCAGGUCGUCUUCGAGGCAACAGAAAAUCGAGGUUUGAUUUUUGUCAAUGAGCAAUGGAACUUAUAUACUGGCCAAAAACUGGAGGAGGCCCUCAAUCUGGGCUUCGCGAAGCAUGUUCAUCCUGAUGAUCUUGAAAAAUGUGGCGGACUUUCAAUGCAAACUCUUCCUGGCCCUCACGGACCCAAGGCGGCAGAACCUGGUAUACCAUCUUCUGAACAUGGUCGUGAGAGAUCAUUAUCAGAAACCCAGGGUGUUUCAUCCGCACUGGAUGACCUGGUGCGACGCGGCGUUGCUUCAUUGCAGAAAGACGAGAAUGGUCGAGUCUUUUAUUCCACUGAAAUUCGUCUACGGUCUCGAGGCGGCGACUUCCGAUGGCAUUUAGUUCGCCUUGUUUGUGUUGAGACGAGCAGCUUUGGAAGCGAAGAAACUUCCUGGUAUGGCACGUGCACCGACAUCAAUGACCGCAAGAACCUUGAGCGGGAGCUGAACAAGGCGAUGAGCCAACUCAACAACCAAAUGGAGUCCAAGACGAAGUUCUUCAGCAAUAUGUCACACGAGAUUCGUACUCCUCUCAAUGGUAUACUUGGUACCAUUCCAUUCAUCCUUGACACGCAACUUGAUAGUGACCAGAGACGAAUGCUUGAUACCAUUCAGAACAGCUCGACCAAUCUUCGUGAAUUGGUGGACAACAUACUUGAUGUUUCUCGUGUUGAGGCAGGCAAGAUGUCCAUGGUGAACUCAUGGUUCCAUGUGCGGUCGAUGAUCGAGGAUGUGAUAGACACAAUUGCCUCCCGAGCGAUUGACAAAGGCCUUGAGAUUAACUACUUGAUGGACGCCAAUGUGCCCGCAAUGGUGAUUGGUGAUCGUUUCCGAAUUCGCCAGAUUCUUAUCAACCUUGUUGGAAAUGCCGUUAAAUUCACCGCUCAGGGUGAGAUUUACAUUGGUUGCAAUAUUUUCCAUGACGUGUCCGCACAGCUCAAGGAGACCGAAGCCUUGCUCAACUUUGAUGUUGUAGACACCGGCAAGGGAUUCAGUUCUCAAGAUGCGCAGCGUCUCAUGCAGCGAUUCAGUCAGUUAGGAGAAAAUGGAUCGCAACAACAUGCAGGCAGUGGAUUGGGUUUGUUCUUGUCAAAGCAACUGGUGGAAAUGCAUGGGGGCAAGCUUACUCCUAGCAGCAAAGAAGGCCAGGGUGCCAAGUUCUCCUUCAAUGUGAAGGUUGAUGCUCCUCCGCCUCCCUCACCUUCUGAGAGGCCUCGAUUACUUCGCCAGGCGUCAACUGCUUCUCGGAGACCAGGAACGUCUAGAACAACUUCUUACGACAAUAACAGCCUUGCCUCACAGCUGAGAAAUCAAGGCCUUGCUAGCUUGUCACCUGGACUUGAAACGCCUCCCGCGGAGUCGCCUUUCCUUGCCCCUCCAGGGGCCAAGCUUCUCUCUCCGCCUUCUGCUUCUUCAUCUGCUCUGCCGACACCAGAUAUCAAUACCGUGAAUCUACCGCCUAAUUUCGAUCACGAUAAACCUGGUAUAGACCCUACCUCGAACUCACCUUCUCACGAACCUGAUACGGCAACACCGAUUCGCAAAACUCCACCGCCGCCUCAAGGCUCCAUGUCUCUGAGCAGGGUUUCUAGUGGACCAGCAGCAGCCGUGCCACUCCAAGGGCCGUUUAAUAUCGUUAUCCUGUGCCCUCUGGAUAAUACUCGGAAAGCCACAAAACAGCACAUUGAGCAGGUCGUCCCGCACGAGAUCCCGUUCACAAUCAAGACCUUGCUUGAUGUCGAUGAGUGGAAGGACAUGAUGCAGCCAGGCUCCAGCACACCCUGUACCCAUCUAGUUCUGAAUCUUCCUGCUACGGAUGACAUCCUGGAGGUCAUCCAACAUGUGUCAGAGACUGAUGCGAAUGUUGCCCCUGUUGUUGUUAUCAUCUCGGACUUGUACCAGAAACGCCAGAUCAGUACACAAGUAAAGGAGCUGGCGGCAACUGGAAAGCAAGUCUUCAUUGUUCCAAAGCCUGUUAAGCCUUCGGCAUUCUCCACUAUCUUUGACCCAGAAAGCAAGCGCGAACUGAGCAAGGAUCGCAACCAAGACAUGGCUCGGGAGAUCAACAACAACUUCAAGACCGUGUCCAAGAUGGUCAAGGAGGUUCUUGGGAAUAAGGGUUACCGGAUUCUGCUUGUUGAAGAUGAUGAGACCAACCGUGAUGUCAUGUUGAAAUAUCUGGACAAGAUCAAGCUCAUGUCGGAGACUGCAUCCAAUGGACAGGAGUGUACUGAUAUGGUAUUCUCCAAGGAGCCGGGCUACUAUUCGCUCAUUAUCUGCGAUAUCCAAAUGCCAAUCAAGAACGGUUACGAUACCUGCCGGGAGAUCCGUGCAUGGGAGCAGAAGAAUCAUUAUCCUCAAAUUCCGAUCAUGGCUCUAUCGGCCAAUGCAAUGACAGAUCAGAUCGAGAAUGCAGCCCGAGCGGGCUUCAACGAUUAUGUUACGAAGCCAAUUAAACACAAUGAAUUGGGCAAAAUGAUGAUGGGUCUUCUUGACCCUGGCCGGCCUCUCUUGCUGCUUCGAGACCGUCUUCAACCGAGCGGCGAGAUCCCCCCUGCUGCUCGCCGCUAA